AUGGAUGAACCAUCAUCCCGCCCGGGUCUGACAGACCUCAUUUCAUCGUACGCCAUCCUACCGACCUUGGCGACCUGGGUGUCAACAGUCGAUCUCUACCACCUCGCGCUCACAAACCGCACCCACUACUCGCACAUUCUCGGCUCGCCGACUCUGUUCAAGAAGCUCAGGCGCUUCUGCCUCUGUGACGGCCGUGGCCUCGUCAAGCGCCAGAACUUCCAACGCCCGUACCGCACCGACCUCGAAGCAGGGCAAUGGACAAGAAACUCGCACCUGCACAGCGACGAGGAGAUUGAAGUGAAGCUGUACAACGCCAAAUGUGACGAGGGCGGCGCUCUCCCCUGCGUCAAGUGCGGGAUCAAUGUAUGCGAGGAGUGCAGAUACUACCUCCGAGCCAAACCGUCUUACAAGACCAGGCGCCCGCACAUCGACGCCGCGCGCCAGAUCAGCAACAUCAUGUGUCUGUGUCCCGAAUGCGAUCCUGCAGUGGAAGAAGAAGUAAAGGGGCAGUUUCUCAACGAGUUAUGCGACUGCGACCCUUGGGCGAGAUGGAUCUGCACCCGCUGCAAAAUAGAGGAGGAUGACUUUGACACCGAGUAUUGCAACAAGCACACACUGAAGGAAUUCUACUGGAAUGAUCUGGGGACGGGAGAGAACGAGGAUCCUGGCAGGCGUAAUCGGGAGAGACGUGCUGCAAAGAGUGGCCGGGAGAGAGACUCUGGCGACCUCGACGAGGAGGACUCCGACAGUGAUGAUUCGGACAGUGAUGAUUCGGACAGUGAUGAUUCGGGCAGUGAUGAUCUGUACAGGCCAUCCAUCACCAUCAUCGACCACGCAUUUAUGGUAGCGUUUUGGUGUACAUGCGGCAAGGCCCUUGAAAAUGACAAUCCGAUCAGAUGCACCUGGUGUAGGAGACGACAUCUCUCAGAAGAUGAUUGGUACGAAGAUGGAAGGGACGGCAUGCCGUUUUUUGACAAUGAUCCAGAUUACCCCAGAUGGACUUCAGACAACCCCAACGGCCACUACCCGAACCCCUACCCCAAACUCGGCUACGUCCGCAACGGAGAUGACAUAGAAGAAACACCGCUCUAA
Clonostachys rhizophaga is the source of this 1092-nucleotide messenger RNA. NCBI's taxonomy places the organism in Eukaryota, Fungi, Ascomycota, Sordariomycetes, Hypocreales, Bionectriaceae. The record is from the annotation of a GenBank genome assembly.